Linum trigynum is the source of this 5113-nucleotide messenger RNA. The record is from the annotation of a GenBank genome assembly. NCBI's taxonomy places the organism in Eukaryota, Viridiplantae, Streptophyta, Magnoliopsida, Malpighiales, Linaceae.
UAUGCAUUUUUCUUCACAGAUUCACGCGUGAAAGAAAAAGAAGAGGGCAAAAAGAAUCUGCAUUCUCAAAUGGAUCCUUGACCACUGAGCUACUUUGAACACUUGAUAACUUAGUUUUUUUCUCUCGAGGCCAUCAGUGAUGUGCACAUGAUCUGGGUUUUCUUUUACUUUGAGGUGAAUUUUAAUAUUUGCAAGUAGUUGCAGAAAAAGACCCUGUUAAUGGAUGAUUCCCACUAUCUCUCUCUCACUUUCCCUCUCCUUUUAAACAGUUGGAACUUGGAAGAAGUUCAGUGCGGUUCCAUUUUCAUUCUCCCGCCAAAGAGAAGAAAAAAAAAUCGACAGCAGCACUUUUCCGAUGGACUGCUUGGCCCAGAAACUGGAUUCACUGCUACAAAGCGAAGCUGCCAUGUUUGAAGAAGCACGAAAUGAAGUCGAAGAGAUCAAGGCCGAGCUGGCUGCCAUGAAGUCAUUUCUGGAGGAUUCCGAGGAUCCAAAAGCUACCCACUCCAAAUCCAAGCAAACCCAUGUCGCCCAAGUCAGGGAUUUGGUCUACGAUGUUGAAGACAUCGUCGACGAGUUCAUCCACCACCGUAGCAAGUGGCAGAGCAGCAGCCUUGGUACCUUCUCCGGCUAUCUCCGGACGGCUCUCUUCUUCCCUCUCCUCUUCUGGGAGAGGAGACAAAUUGCCGCCAAGCUCAAGGAAAUCACUUCUUUGAUCAAAGCAAUUCCUGAGAGAAAUCAACGGUAUCAUCAGGCACUAAUUGAUGAUCAAGCAACAAGGAACACGGCCGUGUUCAAUGCAGAGUCGGCUCUGUUUCUGAAGGAGGAAGACCUCGUCGGAAUCGAACCAUUCCAGAAACAAAUGGUUGAAUGGCUCACCGGCGGUGAUAAAAAUCCCCGGCGGAAGACUAUCUCGGUGGUGGGGAUGGGUGGCUCCGGUAAGACCACUCUGGUUGCCAAUGUGUUCAAUUCUCCCGCCGUGAAACGCUGCUUUGACUGUGCUGCUUGGAUUACUGUCUCUCAGUCAUUUGCUAUCGAGGAUUUGUUGAGAAGCUUGAUCAAGGAAUUCGGGAUUCGGAAAAUGGAGCAAUUGAGCAGGAUGGCGUAUCGUGAGCUCGUCGAGAUGCUCGUGGAUUAUUUGGAACCGAAGAGGUAUCUAGUUGUGCUUGAUGAUGUUUGGAAUGCUAAUGUAUGGAGUCAGAUCAAAGUGUGGCUUCCGGAUGAAAAAAAUGGAAGCAGUGUCAUCGUGACGACUCGAAUUCAUGACAUCGCCAUGUACUCGUCUUCCUCCGAAGAUGGAAACAAUGUUUACAAUGUGAAGCCGCUGGAUAAAAACAAAGCUAUGGAGUUGUUCUGCAUCAGAGUUUUCUUCUCCUCCAAGAAAUGUCCUCCUCACCUUCAGAGUCUAGCUGCUGACAUUGUGGAGAAAUGUCAAGGCUUGCCCCUUGCAAUUGUGUCGCUGGCCGGUCUGUUAUCGACGAAAAGAUGUUCGGUAGCUGACUGGACGACGGUUUAUCAGAAUCUGCAGUGGGAGCUGAGCAACAACCAGAUCCUUCAGCCGAUUGGAAGCAUUCUUCUAUUGAGCUACUACGAUCUGCCUUACCGACUAAGGCGCUGCUUUCUUUACUGUUGCUUGUUCCCAGAGGACUACAAGAUAUGGUGUGGCAGGCUAACAAGACUGUGGAUGGCAGAAGGGUUUGUGGAGGAUGAGCAAGCCAAUGGCGUAACACCGGAGGAGGUUGCUAAGCGUUACCUUAUGGAAUUGAUCGGCCGAAACUUGCUUCAGUUUGUGGAUUCAGAAUUGUCUGUGAAUGACAGAAUGUGCAGGAUGCAUGACAUGUACCGGGAGGUCGGGCUUACAAUAGCAAGCCAAGAGAAGCUUUUCUUCAUCUGUGAUGUUGGAAACCCUGCGGCUGUGUCCAAUGAAGACGACUCAGAACAUCAUCAUCACCGUUUAUCAAUUCACCGAGCGAGUAAGAUUCAUAAACAAGACGUGCUGAGAUUGAUGGAUGGUAUGUCACGCAUUCGCUCUCUCUUCAUAUUCCCUAGCAAUGGAUGCUGUCAUUUCUCUUUGAGUGAACUGGAUUGCACGCAAUUCAGAAAGCUUAGAGUGUUGGAUUUCGAAGAAGCUCCGAUCGAGGAAUUACCUGACCACAUUGACAGUUUGUUCAAUUUGAGGUUCUUGAACUUGUUUGCCACUCCAGUAAAAAGGUUGCCCAGCUCAAUCGGAAGGUUACAAAACCUUCAAACUCUAGAUGUAGUGGGCACAAAAAUUCAAGCUCUCCCCAAAGAGGUCACUGAGUUGCAGAAACUGCGCCACUUGUUUACUGGCUACUCCAAACGAACAAUGGCAAGAGAUUGUGAUGGGCUACACGGCAUCAAACUUUCUGCAGGAUCAGACAUCGGCACUCUGAAGAACUUACAGUCCUUACGUCUGGUAGAAGCAAGUGGACAUCUGGUGAAGCAGCUGAGAUUCAUGACGCAACUCGUAGUACUCGGAAUAACCAACCUCAAGGGGCAAGCUCAAAUGAAUGACUUCUGCUGCUCGCUUAAGAACUUGAGCCUGCUACAACGGCUAACAAUUGGCACCGACAACGAUGUGGAGAUCCUUCGAUUGGAUCGACUUGGUCGAUCUCCUCCACUGCCACGCCUGCAAUACCUCAGCCUGUUCGGGAAACUGGACAAGUUUCCACGGUGGAUUUGCUCUCUUCCAAGCCUCGUCGACCUGCAGAUGCAUCGUAGUUGCCUGCCUGUGGAAGAGGAUCCGCUGAAACAUCUGCAUCAGUUGCAGAGUUUGAGCAGCAUUUUCCUGAACAAUGCAUGCCAAGGGACGGAACUGGUUUUCCCAGCAGGGUUUGCCAAUCUCAAAACAAUGGCACUCAAGAAUUUUCCAGGACUCAAGAGCAUGACAAUAGCAGAUGGAGCUAUGCCUGGCAUCAAAAUACUGCAGGUUUCUAGUUGCACGAAUCUGAAGACUGUACCACAAGGUAUUCAACAUCUGAACGAACUCGAGCAAUUGAGACUUGACAUCGUCCCCGCGGAGCUUGUGGAGAGCAUUUGUGGACCGGAUCGACGCUACGUUCAACACAUCCCUCUCGUCAGAUGUCAUUACUACUCAUCAUCUGGGAAAUACAUUCGCAAGAACUUGUUCUAGCCUAGUCAUGGUGAAGCUUUCCAGAUUCAGGCAGCUACCAAUUUGCAGCAUCUCGAAUAUUACCAGCAUGGCUCCGUCCUAAACACCUUUGUUGUUUAGAUCACCAAUGCAAGCAAGUUAUGAUUGGACUACGGCAGACGAGGAAUCAUGUAUAUAUUAUUUUGAUUAGCUUAUUUCAAACUAAGUAAAUGUGCACAACAUUGAAACGGAGAUAGAACGAGAUGGAAUUAAAGGCCAUUUUUAUUUUUUAUUUAAUUUUCUGGAAACUUACCUAGACAACAUCUUUUAUUUCUGCCCUUAGUCCUGUGAUAUGUUUAUUUUGUUCUUUUAGUUAGGUCUAUUUUCAUAUUGUUUCAGUUUUUGUGUCUUUUUAGAUUUUUUUGUUUGUUUGCCAAAGGUAUCCCAUAAAAUGGAAAAUAAAAAGAUACGAAAUAUAAGUACAAGAUCUUUGUAGGUUAAAACAGAAAAGAUAAAUAAGGAAGGACCGUCAGACGAUUCCAACGAUAAGAUGGAUUUUUUGGUCACGAUAUGCACAACCCUAAUAUACCUGUGCAUAAACUAUAAUUUUCUAAUAAUUCGUGAAUCGACGAUUCCGAUUAGAUUAGGAUAAAAUGGAUUCGAUUAUAAUGGAAUGAAUUGGAUUCAUAUUGUCACCUCUGAGUUCUAACUGCAAUCAUACACAUUCGUUUUUAGUUUUCUUUUUACGGUUUAAUAUUAUUCUUUGUUUGGAACAUAUGUAGAAUCUAUCUAUCUAUCUAUACUAUAUAUUAUGGCAAUUUAAAAUCAAUCUCUUGCCACAUAAGCACUUGGAUGAUCCACAAAUUGCCAAGUAGGACAACUUUUUUACAAACAAAAAAAAUUAGUUAUUAAUGUAUUUAUGAAGCUACCUCUCUCUUCUUUACUAUUUUCAAUUCUUUUAUCCAAUUAUUCUUUUUUUCUUUAAUAAUAAGUUACAUGUUGAUAAACUUAACCAAAAUAUUAUGGCAAUUUAAAUCAAUCUCUUGCCACAUAAGCACUUGGAUGAUCCACAAAUUGCCAAGUAUGACAACUUUUUUACAAACAAAAAAAAUUAGUUAUUAAUGUAUUUAUGAAGCUACCUCUCUCUUCUUUAAUAUUUUCAAUUCUUUUAUCCAAUUAUUCUUUUUUAUUUAUCAAUUUAUUCUUUUUUUCUUUAAUAAUAAGUUACAUGUUGAUAAACUUUUUCAAAAUACACAUAAAUAAUAAAUUUUUUUUGUCAAGUAAACAAAAUAUAAAUAAGAAAAUAGAGAGUGACAUAUAUCACAUUUGUUUAUAUAAAAAUAUUUGAUUAAACCUUAUGAAGUAAAUUUUCAAAAUUGAAAGAUAAUUUACAUUUUGAUGAAAAAAUUAAACAAACAUACACAUAAACAAUAAUAUUUUUGUCGAUUAAACAAAAUAUAUGUGAAAAGCGAGAAAAUAAACAUUUGGCAUUCAAUUACCUUUGAAAAAUAAACUAUAUUACUUUAUAUUUUCUUGCAAUGAAACAACUUUUAUUCGUAAAGUAUAUGUCUCGAAAAUAAAACAAGUAUUAUUUAGCAAAAUGUCAGAAUAUAAUCUUGAUCAAGUAGUUACAUUUAUUUAUAUAAAAAGGACUUCUUAUUCAUUCAGAUUAUGUUUCACCUUAAACUCCUCAAAUAAAGAGGAAUCACAUGUGCAAUAAUUUUAUAAUGUGUCCUAAGUUCAAAUUAAUAAUAGUUGAUCUAUAUCAUGUUGAUUGAACAAGCUCUAUUGAGUUCCUAAGUCGUAUGCUAAAAAAUUUUCUUUCAUAUUGGAGUUAUCUUCAACGAUUAUAAAUCAAAAUUUUCAAAAUGACCUAAGUAUGAUUAUUGACAAACUUUGACUUCAUACCCUAGGAUGAGACACAAGAUUCCUUGAAAGAUAACAUAUGUGAAGGUUAGAGAAAUCUUUGUUGAGAAUCUACGAUAAACAUCACGUUUCAUC